Dentiscutata heterogama is the source of this 165-nucleotide messenger RNA. Lineage: Eukaryota; Fungi; Glomeromycota; Glomeromycetes; Diversisporales; Gigasporaceae. The record is from the annotation of a GenBank genome assembly.
AUGUCUAUUGACACUCUUCAAAUAAUGAAAAGAGACAAGCAACUAAAGAAAGUACCAAAAACUCAAAGCAGAGAAGAGUCAUUAAUUGAAAGUCCAGUGGACGAAACUUCUAUAUACAUAAAUAGAAAAAGGAGAAGAAUUAAUGAAUUAUACAUAAUUCAUUAG